UUAGCUAUGAGUAAGUACAUUUGCAAAAUGUGUAAGCAAUUUCUUAACCUGUGUACUCAAUGCCUUUUUUGUAAUUUUGUAAUUUUCUACAAAUAAAGUGUUCUGGACUUUUUCCUUCUUUCACGUCAUAUAAACUGUGCACAUCCAUGCUGUCAAGAUCAUGUAACUACAAGAAAGCCAAGAAUACAAGGAAGCAUUUAAAAACUAGCCAAACAGGAUAUUGUGUGGUUACUCAGCAACAGAACGCUGUCUCCAGGCAACAAAGAAUGCUUUUCCUGAAUAUCACACGUGUUCUCCAUUCUAGUAGUGGAGGAAUGGUGGCUGCCCUGGACUGAGAUGUCAUCAUGGAUCACAUCACUGUGUCUGAGGCUCUGAGGCAGCAACUGGAAGCAUUGUGCUUGAAGUCCUUUCCGUGUGGUUCUGGAAGCUGGAACAAGCCUCAUCUGGUUAAAGGGAGAAGAAUUCCUGCAGACACCUACUGGGAAGACAGCGACCCAGAUGAGGAGAGCCAGGGCACUUUACAGGAUAUUCUGAAUCAACAGAACUCACCGUGGGAACCUGAAGACAAGUACAAUUCUGAAGCUCAACACUUGAGGGAACUUGCAGUCAAAUGUCCGGAAAACAUCACUGAUCUGUUCAUCUAUUCUUACUUCAAACGGCUCAGGAUAGUUGAUAAAGAGGUAACUGAAGUAGAUGCACAGCUACUUAAAUUUCAGAACCUUGAAGAACUUGUGUUAAGUGUAAAUAAAUUAAAUACAGUGAACUCUGGAAAUCUUCCAAGAAAAUUAAAGAUAUUGGAGUUAUGUUCUAAUCACAUUUCAAGCUUAAAGGAUGUAAGUGUAAAUCCACCACCAUUGCUACAGCAUUUAGGACUUGCGUAUAACAGAAUUCGUGGCUCUUCAGAGAGUAUGUUCCUGACUGCAGACAUCUGGCCAAAUUUGGUUUCUCUUGACCUUAGUUACAAUGAUCUUACUGAUCUCUUUAACCUAGUAUCCAGAAUCUCUACUUUACAAAAUCUCCGCAUUCUCAUGCUGCAAGGAAAUCCACUGACUUUUGUUACCAAAUAUAGAGGCUAUACUAUAGACUCUCUGCCAAAGCUAUGUGUUCUGGAUGAUAUUUUAAUAUUACCGGAUGAAAAAUAUAAGUACAGUGGACUGUCAAAAAAGAAAGAAGACAGGGAGAAUAAAGCUAAGUUUUAUGUCCGCAUAAGGAAAGUACAAGGUAUUCCAAACCCAAGUGCACACGCAGAACAGCAGAAUUCAGGGGACUAUCCAGUAACUACAGUCACUUAUCAUGUAUGCUAUGAAUUCAUAGAAGACCAGCCUAGCAGCGACAUGUGCCAGUCAUAUACGUGCGAUCAGCCAGAACAGAGCACCGAAGGACACGAGGAACAACUCUACCCACUAAACCUUCAUACUGGUCUUUUCAAAUCUGAUGGAUCCUUUUGGAAUGAAAAUAUAGAGUACGAUUAUGUGAAGGAACACACAUCUACAGAUUUAUUGGCUUUAAAGUCUUUUCUUCUCUCUGGAAUGAAGGUGAUUGUCAGAGAGGAAAAGAUCCUCUCAUGGCCCAAAGAUCCAGAGGAGAAUGCUGCUGUAUCAAAACUUGACAAAAAAGUUGGUGGGAAGGACAAGGAAAAGGACAAGGCCAGAAGUAGCUCAAGGGGAAGUAAAACUGAUGGAAAGAGUAAGAAGAAAAAAGAAAAUCUAAUUGAACUUUGUCAUGAUCCCCCAAUUGUGAAGACUCUUGGAUCUGCCGUAAUGCCUUUAAACAAUCUUGUAUCGGGGGUGAUGCAAACAUUUUCUGUUUGUAACUUGGAGCCAUUUUACAGCAGCAUAGAGCAACAGCAUGAAAAUGAAAAGUGUCCUCAAAACAGCAACAAAACCAAGGAGCGCAAGCUGAAAAGUGGUAGGGAAAAUGUAGAAGCUCCUAAGACCUUUCGAUCUUCAUCUGGAAAAGAAAAACAAAAAGAUACAGAAGUGAAACCAGCAGAAGCGGGGCCCCCUCCCCCAGUAGCACUAACUGUAGAGAUGGAAGUCCAGCUUGUGUGCGUCUAACAACAAAUGGUUAAUUACUGUGACACAGUGCCUAUGUUAAUGUGUUUGAAAUGUAAUGUGCACAAAUGCCAACGAUUUUGUACCAUUUCAAUUUACUACUGCAAAAAACAAAACAAAACUGUUGCUUUUCCUUUAUCACCAAGCCAUUUAUAGUGCCAUAUUGUAUUCAUUGCUUUAUAAGUGUCACUAUUUUUUCAGUGCACAAAUUGUACAUCUCUUUUUGCCAAUUCAGUGCCUGCCAUUUAAUUUCUUAAAAUAAAUACCUAAAUUAAUUAAUACAUAACAAAAUGUAACAGUUCCAAGAUGCAACUGUCAUGGCUAAGACAGGUAACAAAUGUCACAUUAUACAGACCACCAUGAUGCAUAAUAAUAUAUUGCUAUGUGUGCUGUAAAGAUUUGUGAUGGGGUUGGAGCUAUAAUGACAUCAUCCUGUGAAACGAUGAUCACUGAAUACAAGAAGACAGGAUACAAGAUGUGCAUGCUGACGCCUGAAUGACUUCAUCUAAUCUCACAUACACUGCUGAGAAACAGUGUCUGAGUCAUCAGAACCCUCACCGAAUGAACUCCAGAACUAAAACUGUAAUGGACAUUGGGACUGUAUUACUAAACUUCUGGACAAGAGCUGACAAUACUUAUGAACCACUGACACCAAGUCAAGGGCACUAAUUAAUUAGACACAAUAAGUUUUGCCCCAAAAUAUCGGUAGAACAUGCCAUCACUUUAGGAUCUGUGGGGGUCCGACUACCAGGACUUCCACUGAUCCUAAAGGUGCCCAUACAAAUGUAAUAACUGCUAGCUGAACGCUUGUUCAGCUAAUAGUCAUCUCUCGACUCUCCCAUAGACAUACAUGUUUGGUUUGGCUGCGUGUGUAUUUGUUUUUAAGGGGGAAAUGGAGAAAGCUCCUGCCAGACAUCUCUGGAGCUGCUUGUUUCCCAGGAGAACAAAAAGAUUGUGCACUGAAAUUCAACAUACCCAAUCCUCUUCACCCAUGACAUUAUCUGUUGGGGAGAGUCGCAAGUAUCUCAAAUCAGAUUGUUGGAUGGUCCUGCUGAAGACAGUGGGUUUGUCCAACAAUACUAUGUAUAUGGGAAACUUAAGAGUAAACGGAAGCAACACUGAUUUUGUGCUGCAUCCUAUUCACUGCUGUCCACGGAAAUGGAGCUGUAGGGGACAUAUAUACCAAUGUUUUUGCUGCUUCAUUCUCAGAAUUAGUAAAGGUCCAGGCAACCUUCACAUCACAAAGUGACAUAUCCUAACACAUAAAACAAAUCUAAGUAGCUACAUUUAACCCCUUCUUGACAUCCACUGUACAUAGAUGGCACCCAAUCAGGAGCUAAGCGGAUGCUAUAGCUAGUUGGGUGACUGCCAUGUUACAUAGCAGACUCCUGCCAACAGCAUCAGUGUCCAAGUUCAGGGCCAACAAAAAGAAUCUCUCUGAUAAAUUUUAUGUUGGAUAUAUGGG
Bufo gargarizans (Asiatic toad) is the source of this 3519-nucleotide messenger RNA. It is a transcript of the gene LRRC43, whose product is annotated as leucine rich repeat containing 43. The transcript has 12 exons. The record is from RefSeq and is a predicted model, not a curated record. Bases 345 to 2057 code for a protein of 570 amino acids. Gene Ontology annotation, molecular function: protein binding. NCBI's taxonomy places the organism in Eukaryota, Metazoa, Chordata, Amphibia, Anura, Bufonidae.